Sinocyclocheilus anshuiensis is the source of this 7759-nucleotide messenger RNA. RefSeq names its product pecanex-like protein 1. Gene Ontology annotation, cellular component: membrane. The transcript is spliced from 36 exons. Lineage: Eukaryota; Metazoa; Chordata; Actinopteri; Cypriniformes; Cyprinidae. The coding region runs from base 112 to 6855 and encodes 2247 amino acids. The record is from RefSeq and is a predicted model, not a curated record.
GGAAGCGCAGCGCUGGAGGACCACAGAGAAGAAGAUGGCUGCGACGGGGCUCGACUGGCCAGCGCUGUACCUCCUGCUCGAGGACGGCUAGAGAGGGGAUAGGGGGCAAAUAUGGGGUCGCAGAUCCUCCAGAUCCUGCGGCAGGGUGUGUGGGCGUCGGUGACGGGAGGAUGGUACUACGACCCCCACCAGAACACCUUCGUGAACGCACUUCACCUUUACCUGUGGCUGCUGCUGCUCUGCCUCCCGUUCACGCUGUACAUGGCCUUGCCCCCCACGAUGGUGAUUGUGGGUAUCUACUGCGGGGUGAUAGCAGGUAUGUUUGCGCUGCUGAAGGCAGUGAAUUAUCGCCUGCACACUGCGCUGGAUGAGGGGGAGGUGGUGGAGCUGCGGGCCAAAGGGAGCAAGGGACAGUGCCAGGGGGCAGAGCGCCAACGUGAGGGUACCGGCACCCGGCAGGAAGACUCAAACGGGCCUGGUGUUGGAAUAGAGAUGUCUGAUUUUGCACGGGAGGAGACGCCACCGGUCGACUGCAGUUCACGGAACUCUUACGUAGGAAUGGACUCUAACCAUCAGAUAACAUCCCAUGGAGGCUCAGUCACAACCAAACGGGCAGGUGUUGGAAAGGCUCCUGAUGACAUCAGUUUGAGUUUGGCUCGGAGUUGCAGUCAAGACCAAGAUUUGAUGUCAGACCCAAAGAUGUUCUGCCUCGUCUCCAAUGACUCUUUUGCCUCCAUGCAGCCAUCAACUUCAUUGGCUCAGGACCUUUAUGGCUCAACCCCUCACCCUUUUAGUCAGUCCCUAUCCUCUUGUGACACCGAAAUUCCUGCUCAUCUUUCCACCCACUCACAGUCUUUCCGGAAAGAGUCAUCUCGACCUCGGAGAUUGCCUCGCACAUCAAGUUCUGCGGGAUCUGCUUUUCCAGAUCCUUCUCUGCCCGAGUUCAGCCUGUACCCUCCACUCUGUCGGGGAGGACUGGAUCCUGUCUGUGAAAUGGAGAACUCCAGGUCACAGAGGGCGACAGAGAGCUCCGAGCAGCCGGACUCUGGGACUCCCAGCACUUCAGGAACAGAGUGUCACAGAUAUCAUCCGAAGGAAUGCCGCAGGAUAUCACGGUCUGUUUCCCAAGAGACAGGGGAAGGAGAGUGUGCAGGGGAAGGGGGAUCUGGGUUGUACCAGUCGGAGGGUGUACAGGGGGGUCGGGAAAGAAAAGGUGGACGGAGUGCCGAAAGUUUGCGGAGUUUAAGUACACGCAGUAGCGGCUCCACUGAGAGCUACUGCAGUGGGACGGACCGGGAUACCAAUAGUACUUUGAGUAGCCUGCACAGCGAGCAGACAAGCUCCACGCACGUAGAGAGCCUGCUGUCGCUGUCUGGGGACGAGAAGGUAAAUGCGGGACAUGCCGACCCACGUAACUCUAAUGUAGCCUCGGGGGAGGCUAAUAAAAACCCCCAUGCCAACGAACUUGCUACCAAAUUGCCCAUUGGCGAUGCUCCCAAACCUGCAAACUCAGAGGGCCAACAGGGGGAGGGAACUGUGGAGGCGGCAUCAAGGACUAGCGUAGAUGUCUCUGCUGGUAUGUCCCACCAGCACCAGAAGGCAGAACUAGACGAAAUGCGUCCCAAAACAGCCAAUCUCGUUCACCGGGCUGCCUCCUUAUCCGCCGCCAGCCGUAGUGGCCGGCGACGAAACGGUAAGCAGCGAGCAAGCAGUUUUGACGCCAGCAGACACCGGGAAUACAUUUGCAGACGUGGCAUGGCAAAGCCUCGCUCUGCGGUCUUCAUGAAAGGAGAGGAAGACUCUAGUGAUCAGAGCGAACUUAGUUGUGCCUCCAGCCUACACUCCACCCACCAGCUCAGCACAGACUCCUCAUCCAGCACACCCCACUCCUGCCCCUCUCCUGAGGAUCGCCGUGGCCCCUCUCUACGGGCCAAAAUGAAUGGUGUGCAAACCCACGGUCAGAAGGACAAGGAAAAGGAACGGGAGAAAGACAAGGAGAAGGGCAAGCGCAAAGCUUCGCGACGCACUACGAGUACAGGCAGCGCCAAAACUCAUGCCCGGGUCUUGAGCCUGGACAGCAGCACUACUGCUUGCCUUAAUGACCCCCACCAUUUGGGGGCACCAGCAAGUUCCAGACCCCUUACCACCUCCAAGUCGGACCUGGAGGCAAAAGAGGGAGAGGUGUUGGAUGCGGCAUCCCUGCUGGGAAGAGCCUCUCAGCUUGAGUCAGUGACCCGGUCGAGAAACAGUCUGCCCUGCCCCAUUUCUCUUAGUCACACACAAGACACAACCACAGGAUCUCGAGCCCCAGGGAACGAUGACACAGUCACAUUUCGCCGAGAGCGUAGUACGUUUCGUCGACAAGCGGUGCGUAGACGGCACAACGCAGGAAGUAACUCCACACCCCCCACCUCUCUCAUCGGAUCCCCGCUCAGUGUGCAGCUGGAGGGCUGUCUGGAUAAGGCGUCUACUGUGGGAGUGGCCAGCCUGCAGGAUGACUUUGGGAAGCUGACCCCACCUCUCUAUGAGGUCGGAGGAUGUGACAUGUCCCUGGUGAACUUUGAACCUGCAACCAGACGAGCUUCCAACAACCUCUGGGAAACAGACUCCCACCUCUCCAGUUCUACCUCAGUUCGUUUUUACCCUCAUGACCUGUUCUCCUUUUCUCAGAUGCGUCUGAAUCGUUUGCUGUCCAUGGACCCAGAGUUGUUGGAACAGCAUGAUGUGGACGGGAGUCCUGACCUUCAGGAGGCGCCGCACCGCUCGCAGGACUCCACACAUAAUCACACGCACCCACACAAAACCAAGCAGUACUACCGCCUGUGGCUGCUGCCGUACCUGUGGGUCGGGCUGCACUUUGACAGACUCACACUACUUGCCCUCUUCGACAGGAACCGGGAGGUUCUGGAGAAUGUGCUCUCAGUGGCUCUGGCGAUUCUUGUGGCCUUCCUAGGUUCUGUGCUGCUAGUUAAUGGGUUCUUCACUGACAUUUGGGUCUUUCAGUUCUGCCUCGUUAUUGCCAGUUGCCAGUACUCAUUGCUGAAGAGUGUCCAACCCGACUCUUCAUCACCGCGACAUGGUCAUAAUCGAAUCAUCGCUUACAGCAGGCCUGUGUAUUUCUGUCUGUGCUGUGGGCUGAUUUGGCUGUUGCACUAUGGGAGUGUAAACAGCAGCUCCACUACAGUGUCUCUGUAUGGAGUCGCUCUCACCAGCUCCGUCCUGCUGUCUCAGGUGCGGGAUCUCCUCAUUGGGCUGCUCCCUCAGAUUAACACUUUCGUCAUGUACCUGCUUGAGCAACUUGACAUUCAUGUCUUCGGAGGAAAUGCAUGCACCAGUCUGCUUUCAGCUCUGUAUAGUGUUGUGCGCAGCAUCAUCACCAUAGCGAUGCUCUAUGGGUUCUGCUAUGGCGCCCUAAAGGACUCGUGGGAUCCUCAGCACAUUCCUGUGCUUUUCUCAGUGUUUUGUGGGCUGCUGGUUGCGGUUUCAUACCAUCUCAGCCGCCAAAGCAGUGACCCCUCUGAUCUCAUUUCAUUAUUGCAAUCAAAGGUCUUCCCUAAUGUGAAAGAUAAAAAUCCAGAGGAUCCGCUUUCUGAAGUUCAGGAUCCUUUACCAGAGAAACUCCGCAGCUCUGUGAAUGAGAGACUACAGUCAGAUGUGAUUGUGUGUGUUGUCAUUGCUGUCCUGUAUUUUGCCAUUCAUGUCAGCACUGUCUUCAUUGCCUUACAGCCUUUUUUGAGCUAUGUUCUGUACGGUCUAGUCGGGGCAGUAGGGCUGUUGACUCACUACCUGUUGCCCCAGAUGAGGAAGCAGUUACCCUGGUACUGUUUCUCACACCCGCUGCUCAAAACCAGAGAGUAUUAUCAGUUUGAGAUCCGGGGUGCCGCCCAUGUCAUGUGGUUUGAGCGUACACAUGUGUGGCUGCUGUUUGUGGAGAAAAACAUCCUCUAUCCACUCGUUGUGCUUAAUGAGCUGAGUGGCAGCGCACAGGAGCUCGCCAGCCCCAGGAAACUCAACACAGAGGUCGGGGCUCUAUUGAUAACUAUCGCUGGGCUGAAGCUGCUGCGUUCUUCCUUCAGUAGUCCAACAUAUCAAUAUGUCACUGUCCUCUUCACGGUCCUGUUCUUCACAUUUGAUUACCGGCAGUUUUCGGAGACAUUGCUGCUGGAUCUUUUCGUUAUGUCCAUCAUUUUCAGCAAGUUAUGGGAGCUCUUUUAUAAGUUGAAGUUUGUAUAUACCUACAUCGCACCGUGGCAGAUUACCUGGGGCUCUGCCUUCCAUGCCUUUGCCCAGCCGUUUGCAGUGCCACACUCUGCCAUGUUGUUUGUACAGGCCAUUGUGUCUGCUGUGUUCUCCACUCCAUUAAACCCUUUUCUUGGCAGUGCCAUUUUCAUCAGUUCCUACGUACGACCUGUGCGCUUCUGGGAGAGAGAAUACAAUACUAAGUGGGUCGAUCACUCCAACACUAGACUUGCUUCGCAGCUUGACAGAAACCCAGGUUCAGAUGAUAAUAACCUGAACUCCAUCUUCUAUGAGCAUUUGACGCGGUCCCUGCAGCAUUCUCUGUGUGGAGACCUGCAGCUGGGCCGCUGGGGAAACUACAGCACCGGAGACUGCUUCAUCCUGGCAUCUGAUUACCUCAACGCUCUCGUUCACCUUGUUGAGAUCGGCAAUGGCCUCAUCACUUUCCAGCUCAGAGGACUUGAGUUUAGAGGGACGUAUUGCCAGCAGAGGGAGGUGGAGGCGAUAACAGAGGGAGUUGAAGAAGAUGAAAGCUGUUGUUGCUGUGAGCCUGGUCAUCUCCCCCAUCUGCUGUCCUUUAAUUCUGCAUUCGGGCAGCGCUGGUUGGCCUGGGAGGUUCUGGUCACUAAAUACGCCCUGGAGGGCUACAGCAUCACUGAUAACAGUGCCGCAUCUAUGCUGCAGGUGUUUGAUCUGCGGCGAAUCCUCACCACCUACUACGUUAAGGGCAUCAUUUACUAUGUCAUUGCAUCUCCUAAACUGGAGGAGUGGCUGGAGAACGAAGCCCUUCUUGAGGGCUUGAAGAGCUGCGGAGAGCGAAACUAUGUUGACCUAGAUCCGACUUUUAACCCCAAUAUUGAUGAAGACUAUGACCACAGACUGGCUGGAAUCUCCAGAGACAGUUUCUGCUCUGUCUACCUCAGCUGGAUCCAGUACUGCAACUCACAGAGAGAGAAGCCACUGGACAGUGAGAAAGACUCUGCGUUGGUUUUGCUGUGUUACGGUCUGUGUGUUUUGGGAAGAAGAGCUCUGGGAACUGCAUCUCACCAUAUGUCCAGUAAUCUGGAGUCUUUCCUGUAUGGGCUGCAUGCCUUGUUUAAGGGAGAUUUCCGGAUCUCAUCUGUAAGAGACGAAUGGAUCUUUACUGACAUGGAACUGCUGAGGAAGGUUGUUGUCCCUGGAAUUCGCAUGUCUCUUAAACUGCACCAGGAUCACUUCACCUCCCCUGAUGAGUAUGAGGAAUCAUCGGUGUUGUUUGAGGCGAUUUCUUCACACGAACAGACACUGGUGAUAGCUCACGAGGGCGACCCAGCCUGGCGCAGCGCUGUCCUGUCCAACUCUCCCUCUCUGCUCGCCCUCAGACACGUGUUGGACGAAGGGACCAAUGAAUACAAGAUCAUCAUGCUUAACAGACGCUACCUCAGCUUCAGGGUCAUAAAGGUGAAUAAGGAGUGUGUGCGCGGCCUGUGGGCGGGACAGCAACAGGAAUUGGUGUUUUUGCGGAACCGAAACCCGGAGCGUGGAAGUAUCCAGAAUGCCAAGCAAGCACUACGCAAUAUGAUCAACUCUUCAUGCGACCAGCCAAUCGGAUAUCCCAUCUAUGUCUCGCCUCUGACAACAUCUUACUGUAAUACACACCCCCAGCUGGGACACAUACUGGGAGGACCAAUCAGCAUCGCCAACAUACGAAACUUUAUCGUCAACACGUGGCACAGACUGCGUAAGGGUUGUGGCGCUGGCUGUAACAGUGGCGGGAAUGUUGAAGAUUGUGAUGCGGGUGGCUUGUCGUGUGGCAGUGGGAAUUCUGGGACAGCAGCGAGUGAUUCCCAGCACAGCUCAGGACCCACAGUGCUGCACUCUUACACACCUCAUUCUCUGGGUACGAGUCAGAGUUCUCAGUCAGUGCAGUCUGGUUUGGUUCGUCAGUCUCCUGCUCGUGCGUCUGUCGUCAGUCAGUCGUCCUCGUAUCGUCACAGCAGCAGCCGCCAGUCUUCACUCCGCACGUCUGUGACGGGUCUGGAGCCCUGCAGACGUUCUUCCAGCAGCCAGCUCUCUCUCCGCACGCUGCCCACCUCCCUCCAACUCCGGCUGGGCACCAACACCUCGGCCGCCAACCCCGACCCACCCGGCCCCUCCAGCUCCCUCUCAGCCCACUCCAUUCCGCCCUGCAAACGACACGCCCACACGCUCGCCAGCCUGCUGGGAAACGAAGCCUUAGGGCUGGGGACGGACAUCCAUCCUCACCCCCACUAUCAUCUUCACUACAUCCACCAUCAUCAUCACAAUCCCUCGCUCUCCUGUCUGAGAAGGGACGACAUCUCCUACAGGGUGCAGAUUGUGGAUGUGAGUCAGGUGUUGGAUGUAAUGAAUCAUCCCAAGAGGAAGGAGCUGGUGUGGCCAGAUGAGAGCAUGAGACUGAGAUCUGGACGCAACUUUUGGAGGGACUGGAGUCCCUUAGAAGGCAUGGAGGGUCACGUGGUUCAUCGUUGGGUGCCUUGCAGUCGUGAUCCGGUUAGUCGGUCUCACAUUGAUAAGACCAUCCUGCUGGUCCAGGUGGAUGAUAAAUUGGUUCCCAUUAUAGAGACGGGAGUGAUUGAACUGGGGGCAGAAGUGUGAGGAUGCACUCGUCUAAUGUCAGGCCAGAGGAAGAAUGAGGCCACACUCACUUCCAGCUGCUGAUCAGGGCGCAGGAAGCCAGGGAAUCGUGCAAAUGGAGAACAUACACACUCACACAUGCUGCAAGAAGCACAUUUGCUCAAAUCUGGACAGAAAGCUGCCUUGCUCUGUGGUCCUCAGAUAUGCUGCAUGAGAGAUCAGCUCCUGUAAACUCUUCUCUCUUUCUCUCUCCUUUACGAGUAGCUGCAGUUUCGUUCUGUUUUUUAGGUUCUAUGCAUCUCAUCAGCUGUCUGUAAACACAUGCAAACUCACAGGGAACACUACAACCGAGCUUGAUGUACACGCAGAGAAGAGUUUUUUAUUACAGCUAUAAUUACGUUUUAUUUUGUAUUUCUGCCCAAUUAAGUCAGGUGCACAGUGCUGCCCUGGACAUGCAGUGAAUCAUGUGACAGACUGUGUUUUACUAGCUGCCAAGACAGAUGAUCACGGUGAGGAUGAUGAUGAUGAUAAAAAGGAAGCAGGUGCUUCUGAUACAGAGCAUCCUUACUCUUCAUCCUCGUUCAUUUUGUUGAGGAUCCAUUUGAUAACAGAGAGGUGUUAUGAGAAACUUUAACUUGCACUAUGAUUUGUUUUGUUUUUGAUUUGCAGCUGUGCACUACUUUCUAAGAUCAGACAUUAUUUAUUCCUUCACGGUUUGAAUCGCCAUGGUUACCGAUGCCUUUGGAAUGCAAAAUGCGAAAUCAUUGACACAUUCGUUUCUGCCGUUUUGACAGUUUUUCUUUAGCUUGAGGACAGAAGUGGUUUUUUAACCACAUGUAGUUAUGUAUGAAUAUAUAAAUGUGUCUGUAAAAAGAUUUGGCUUUGAAUAUUUAUUACUGUAUUUACAUUUUGUUAUAUUGUUUUU